AUCAGUCAACUACUCUCUGGAGCAAUGAACGGCGGACAGUUCCUGUCGCUUGUGGUGCUGAUCCAUGCCCUGCUGGCGCUGACACACUCUCUUGAGAUCCUUAGUCACGACUCAUGUAAGACAAGUGGGUGUAGACAUGGAAAUGGUCGUCUCAGAUGUCAGUCAUGUAACACCGGGUGUCACGGAUCAAACUGCAGCUCUACAUGCCAAGGACGUUGUGACGGAUAUGGAUGUGACAGGUCCACUGGAGAAUGUUUCAGAUGUAGGCCAGGGUUCUAUGGACGACACUGCGACACACCCUGUCCACCACGAUGUUCCAGCAGUCCGGUAGGUGGCGCUGUCUACUGUGACCGACAUACAGGUGCUUGUUCUGAAUCUUGUGGUGGAGGAUGGACCGGGGCACAUUGUGAUGGACGAUGUCCACCCAACUGCAAGGCAUCAGUCUGUCACAUACACACAGGAGAAUGUCUUGAUGGGUGUGAUGGAAGAUGGGCAGGGAACUUCUGUAACAUGACAUGUGACAACUGUCUGAUGGGAAGGUGCAGCAUCACGGGCUACUGUCUACAUGGAUGUGAAGCAGGCUUCUAUGGACAGAAGUGCGAAGACAGAUGUCCACAUUGCUGGACCACUGGUUGUGACAGACAGACUGGGGUAUGUGAAAAGUGUCAACCUGGUUACCAUGGACACCAAUGCAGUAACACGUGCCCCGAGAAGUGCUACAAAGGAAGAGAUGGACACAAGCACUGUAAUAGAAGUACUGCAGUUUGUCAGGAAGGAUGUGAGACUGGGUGGCACGGGCCACACUGUUACACCCCGUGUAGUGCCUCCUGCAAGUCUUCCUUCUGUUACAGCCGUGAUGGAUCGUGCUUGAAGGGCUGUGUUCCAGGGUACUAUGGGAAACACUGCCACAAGAAAUGUCUCCAUUGUAGAGACAAUGUGUGUGUCCGCCAUGGACGGUGUUCAGCCUGUACUGAUGGAUGGUUCGGAGAGAGAUGUGACGAGGCUUGUGGGAGGUGUCUGGAUGGUGUAUGUGAGGUGAACGGUAGCUGUAGUCGUGGCUGUAAGGACGGGGCGUACGGGAGUCAUUGUCAGCAUACAUGCAGUGGGGACUGUGUAGCGUGUGAUCAGAUGACAGGGGGGAUGUAAUGACGUAAGAGUUGCUGAUGCAGUGAUCAAACUUGAUAUGCAUGCUGGUACAUGCUCCUUAAUGUAUUCAAAGUAUCAAGCCAUACUGUCAGUUACGUUUGUACUUAUCUACGCACUCUAAGAUACGAAUAAUGAUUAUAUACACACAUAUUCAUUCAUUCAUUCAUGUAUUAGGAAGGUACGUUAUAAUAUAUUUCAUAAAAAGAUACACGUUGUUUGGACAAUAUGACAUGUAGCAGUUGCAUCAGCUGUCACUUAGCCAAGGCAUGUGUAUAUUAGUCUUUGUCCUUUCUAAUUAUGACUACAAGUCUAAAACGGUACAGCGCAGUAGUAAUCGUUUAACACCAUCUACUUUUCCCCAGUAUUUUGUCCGAGACAUAGUUUAACAAGAGUCCAGAAUCUACUGAAAAACGCAUCAGCAUCUGGACCAUCGUGAAGCAGAUGACAUAAACCCCAAAGCUCUAGACUCGGUGACCAAAGGUAGAAAAAGCAACUUUAACAAUCAACUAUCUCAGAAAUGUUUCUGUCUGGCGGUUUACAAAUUUGAUGCCCAUCAAUUUCGUCUCCGCUAUGUCCCCAUGUUUCUUAAUGGCAUGACUUGGCAUACACAUUGGUUUGACGGUUUUGGCUUUGCAUUUUACCAUUUUCACCGUACUAUCUACCUAAAGCCUUUCCGAUCAAAGUGUCAAAUUAAACGCUAGUUCCAUGCACCAUACUGCCAGGACAAGGUUAUCAGGAAAGAUUUCAGAUAUGCGCUCGAUGACUAAUCCGCUGAGACUUAUUUCGUCUUUAUGAAACGUCUGCUUUUGUGGUAUUGUUUCUUAGCUUGUAACUAACAGCCAGGUUGAAAAUUCAUACAGAAGUCAGUUGUUCCUCUUGUGCCAUUUAGAUGUCUGUCGCUAGGAUGUUUUGGGACAACUAAAUACAUGUAGGUAUAUUAUUUGCUA
This is a messenger RNA of Haliotis rubra (blacklip abalone), 2093 nucleotides long. Its product is annotated as multiple epidermal growth factor-like domains protein 6. Gene Ontology annotation, molecular function: scavenger receptor activity. NCBI's taxonomy places the organism in Eukaryota, Metazoa, Mollusca, Gastropoda, Lepetellida, Haliotidae. The coding region runs from base 25 to 1146 and encodes 373 amino acids. The record is from RefSeq and is a predicted model, not a curated record. The transcript is spliced from 2 exons.